AUGGAAGAAGCUAUCGAUCAAGUAUUGAAUUCUCAUACAUUUAAAGCUGGCACCCAAAUUGAAAUGCGUUCAGGAAUUUUGGAUAUUAUUUUAUUUGGAGUUACCGCUGUAAAAGCGUCAAAUGAUCGCAAGUUGGGUGUAGGGUCUGUCCGAAGAUAUUGUAGAGAUGUAAAGAUUCUUCUGGAGAGUGUUUUGGGCAAUGAUGUGGCUGAUGAAGAAUUCUUUGAGAAUUUGGAGGACAAGGAGAAUAUAACGAUUGCUGACUUGAAGGAGGCGAUCAAGGAGUACAAAAAGGAGAACAUCAUUGAUGCAACUACUACAAAUACCGAAAAAUUAAAGGAGACUGAGUUGGAUAAAUCUAAAUCUUUGCCAAAAAAGCGUCCACCUCCAAUUCAGGCAAACAAAGUAAAGGGUUAUCUUCCACAACAAAAACGACAACGUCAAGAUGAUUCUUCUAUUGAUACAAUUAUUAUUCCUCCUCCACCAAAUAAUAAUGUUGUUGCAAUAACUCCUCGAAGGAAUUCAUUACCUACCAAUAAUAACCAACAAAAUAAGCACCAAGGAAUGCCCCCAAUUAAUUGGGGAAGGACUAGACCAACAACAAAAAUUACAACUAAACAAAACAUAAUCAGCAACAAUCAAAAUCAAUUUGAUAACUGUGAAUCUUCAAAUGGCAAAUCAUUAAUGAUAUCUUUCCAUAAUAAUAGUCCAAUGCUUUUGAGUGGUCCAAAUAUUGAAAGAAAACCUUUAAAAGGAACACAAGAGCAACUUAAAAAAGAAAUUAGAGACGUUAGUUGCUUUAAUUUAAUUACCCUUUUAAAUUUUUAUUUUUUAAAGUUUCUUUCUGAAAAAUAUAAGGGUGGUUCAGGUUCAGUUGACCAAUUUGCAGACAUUUUGUCUACUUAUAUUGUGAGGAUUUUUAUUUAUUUUUUAAUUAAAUGA
Molecule: messenger RNA, 942 nt
Organism: Meloidogyne enterolobii
Lineage: Eukaryota; Metazoa; Nematoda; Chromadorea; Rhabditida; Meloidogynidae
Source: the annotation of a GenBank genome assembly